Messenger RNA from Lactuca saligna, 1902 nucleotides. Lineage: Eukaryota; Viridiplantae; Streptophyta; Magnoliopsida; Asterales; Asteraceae. The record is from the annotation of a GenBank genome assembly.
CAGGAAAUGUAGACUCCUUCCUAGCUAGUCGACCCCUCGUGCACCAUCUCUAUUAUUUGCUCCCCUCUUUUUCAUUUUUCAUCAUUAGUCGCAUGCCCUCCUCUCUCCUCCUCCCUCUUAAUUAACUUUAAACCUCUCUUCCUUUUAGUUUUAUUACUCAAAACACCUUCUUUUUUUAACAGUUGACAUUGCAAAUAUACUUGAAAGUUUUUGAAUGCCCCACAUAAUUUAUGGACCCACCUUUCUUCCAACUGGAACGUAGAACAGGAGGCUGUGGUGGUAUAUUUAUACCUCCCCAAAACCUUCCCAUUACCACCACCUCCUCCUCUCGACAUCCCUCUCUCGGUCACCGGAGUACCUGUAUCUGUCUGUGUGAGCUUAAUAACUUGUCCUCAAAUGGCGGAAACCGGUGGUGGCAUCACCGUCGCCCAUAGAAUUAAGGGAUGGUUCCCGGAAAGGACUCAAUUGCACUUGGCCAUGCUGGCUUUGCAGUUUGGUUAUGCCGGUUUUCAUGUCGUUUCAAGAGCUGCCCUUAAUAUGGGCAUCUCCAAGAUCGUCUUUCCAGUCUAUCGAAACCUCCUCGCUUUCUUCCUCCUCCUCCCCUUCGCUUAUUUCCUCGAAAAGAAGGAACGACCUCCGAUUAACUUUAACUUUCUUGUCCAGUUCUUCCUUCUCGCGAUCGUUGGGAUUACAGCGAACCAAGCUUUCUACUUGUUGGGUUUAGACAACACUUCUCCGACGUUCGCCUCCGCCAUUCAAAACUCCGUUCCCGCCAUCACAUUCCUCAUGGCAGUGAUUCUCCGGAUAGAAAAGGUGAGACUCGACAGAAAAGACGGGAUAUCCAAAGUAGCCGGAACUGUAUUCUGCAUAGCCGGAGCAUCGGUGAUCACUCUUUUCAAGGGUCCAACAAUAUACAGCCCAUCGCCGACACUACACAGUGUUAGGGAAGCUUCGCCGGUGUUGCAGUCACUCGGAGACGCAAACGGAAAAAGCUGGAGCCUUGGGUGCGUAUUUCUAAUAGGCCAUUGCUUAUCAUGGUCGGCGUGGCUGGUGUUACAAGCUCCGAUCCUAAAGAAAUACCCAGCUCGAUUGUCGUUCACAUCGUACCAAUGUUUCUUUGGAGUCCUACAGUUUCUUGUGUUAGCCGCCUUCAUGGAAAGAGACAUCAAUGCUUGGUAUAUUCGUACUGGUGCUGAGCUAUUUAGCGUGUUUUAUGCUGGUGUGGUGGCAUCUGGGAUCGCAUUUGCUGUACAGAUAUGGUGCAUAGACAGAGGUGGCCCGGUUUUCGUGGCCUUGUACCAACCGGUUCAGACCCUCGUGGUUGCUCUCAUGGCUUCAGUCGCUUUAGGGGAAGAAUUUUAUUUGGGAGGGAUAAUUGGGGCAGUGUUGAUCAUAACUGGAUUGUAUCUUGUGUUAUGGGGAAAGAAUGAAGAGAGGAAGUUUAUGUUACAAAAGCAACCGGGUAUGAUCCAAGCGGAAACGGAUCAUGGUGCACCGAGGACAACGGGUCAUGUCAAGUCAUCCAUCACCCAACCUUUACUCCCUCAGUCGACUGAAAACGUUUGAUUAGUAUUAAUUAACCUUACGUUUAUUUUUGUAACUAGUGUGUAUUAUUGCUGGGACUUCAAAUCAAAACUAAAGAAGUUACUAGGCAUCUAUUAAUUAUGUGAGAAAAAAAAAAGUUUGGUGUGUUUUAUGAACCUUUUGUUUGGGUGUUCCCGUUUUUAGUGUUGGAAUGAUUAAAUUUAAGGUUACUUAUCUUAUUAUGUACGAAAAUUUGUAUUUCAUAUCGAGUUUGGUUGUUUAAUUAGAAAAAGAAAAAAAAUGAAGUAGUUUUGGCUGGUAAAUUUUGUUGUAGAGAAGAUUUGGGUAAUUUGAAAACAUUACGUGUAUAUUAUUGAC